This is a messenger RNA of [Torrubiella] hemipterigena, 885 nucleotides long. Lineage: Eukaryota; Fungi; Ascomycota; Sordariomycetes; Hypocreales; Clavicipitaceae. The record is from the annotation of a GenBank genome assembly.
AUGUCUGUCCCUAGCCGCACCUUUACCCUCAACACAGGAGCCAAGAUCCCCGCGCUCGGCCUCGGAACCUGGCAAUCCAAGCCCAACGAGGUCUCUGCCGCCGUGACCGCCGCCCUCAAGGCCGGCUACCGCCACAUCGACACCGCCGCGGCCUACGGCAACGAGAAGGAAGUCGGCGAUGGCAUCAAGGCCUCGGGCGUGCCCCGCGACCAGAUCUGGAUCACGACCAAGCUGCACAACCCCGACCACAAGCGCGUGCCCGAUGCGCUCAACGACUCGCUGGCCAAGCUCGGCGUCGACUACAUUGACCUCUGGCUGAUCCACUGGCCCGCGUCCAUGGUCCCCGGCGAGAAGAAGGUCUAUGAGGACUGGGACUUUGUCAACACCUGGCACGACAUGCAAAAGGUCCUUGACUCCGGCAAGGUCCGCAACAUUGGCGUCUCCAACUUUGCCCAGCGCAACCUCGAGAAGCUGCUCGCACACCCGGACACCAAGGUCGUUCCCGCCGUCAACCAGAUCGAGCUGCACCCGUGCAACCCCUCGCCCAAGCUCGUCGCCUUCAACACCUCCAAGGGCAUCCACAGCACCGGCUACUCGUGCCUCGGCAGCACAGACUCGCCCCUCUACACUAACAAGACGCUGCUCGAUCUUGCUGCCUCGCUCGGCAAGACUCCCCAGCAGGUCCUCCUCCAAUGGGGCAUUGCUAAGGGCUGGAGCGUCAUCCCCAAGUCGGUCACCAAGGAGCGCAUUGAGGCCAACGGUGCUCUUGCGGGCUGGGAGCUGACUGCCGACGACAUUGCCAAGAUUGAUGCCAUUACUGACCGCUUCAAGGUCUGCCACGACGAGUGGUUGCCCAUCCGCGUCUUCUUUGGCGACGACGAGUAA